AUGGCCUCUGAUGAACAACUUGUUUCAUCAAAAAGGGGCGUCAAUGGAGGCUCCUCCCACAUCAUGGUCCCUGACACAUCACAAAACAGACCAAAACAAACUGUGGAUUUCUAUAAGCAACAUAUCCUCAGUGACAAAACUCCGCCCUCAUCUGAUAAUAAUAAUGAUGUGGAAAGUAAUGUACAGAAAUCAGGUAGUGACCAUAACGGUGUUUUGGACUCUUCUCCUGGCCCAAGUGGACAAGUGCUGUCACCAUUCAUCAAAAUUAAAAAUCAAAUCAUUGAAUAUGUUGACUAUGGUGCCCAUUACUAUAGAAACUAUUUCUAUGGUUUAGACCAUCAAAACUACUUUGGUAUUGAUGAAAACCUUGGCCCCAUUGCUGUUAGUAUUAAAAAAGAAAAAACUGAAAGGGAAAACCUUGGCAGUAAAUCUGAGUAUGGGCAAACUCAAUACCGUAUCAUUUUCAGGACCAGUGAGCUGGCAACUCAUCGUGGUUCAAUUUUGGAAGAUGCCAUUCCAUCAUCUAGUCGUUUAAGCAGUUCCAGGGGAGUUUCAUCCAAAGAUGUCUUGGAGUAUGUUUUGCCUGAAGUGAAUCUUUCUUGCUUAAAACAAGCCAUUUCUGGUCAGAAGAUUGCUGAUCAACUUAUGAAAUUAGAUGAGCAAGGAAUCACAACUUCUUAUAAAGUUGGAAUCAUGUAUUGCAAAGCAGACCAAUCCACAGAAGAAGAAAUGUACAACAAUGAAAUACAUGGUCCUGCAUUUGAAGAAUUCUUGGAAUGCAUUGGAACUCGUGUUCGGUUAAAGGGCUUUGAUAAAUAUCGCGGACAGUUGGACAACAAGAUGGAUUCAACUGGAACUCAUUCUAUAUAUAGUACUUUCAAUAACUAUGAGAUCAUGUUUCAUGUUUCUACUCUGCUUCCCUUUACCCCAAGUAACAGACAGCAGCUCCUUCGUAAACGUCAUAUAGGGAAUGAUAUAGUCAGCAUAGUGUUUCAGGAGCCAGGAGCUUUGCCAUUUACUCCAAAGUCUGUUCGAUCUCACUUCCAACAUGUUUUCAUCAUUGUUAGAGUUCAUAAUCCAAAUACACCCGAAGUUUCUUACAGUGUUGCUGUGAGCCGUUGCAAAGAUGUUCCACCUUUUGGACCACCAAUACCCGAAACACCAUUCAAAAAAGGACCAGAAUUCACCGAUUUCUUGUUUGCUAAAGUGAUAAAUGGAGAAAAUGCUGCUCAUCAAUCUGAGAAAUUUAAAGCUAUGGCUGCACGAACUCAUCAGGAAUAUCUCAGAGACUUGGCAACCAACUAUGUGACCUCAACUGCUUUAGAUUCCACUUCAAAACUGAGUAAAUUUACUCUUGGAAGUGGUCGGAAAAAGGAACGAAGCAAAGUGAAAAUUGUCCCUGAUUUCCAUGCUAAAGGAGCUACUGUGUUCUUUGUUAAAGUUGAGGACCAUGGCUUCAGUAAAGAAAUUGACUGUUUGCUAGGCAUUGCUGCUGAAUACAUUGUAUUCAUAGAAGAUAAUACCAAAGAUGUGAUAUAUACUAUCCCAUGUUCAUCAAUCUUGGGAUGGACUGCUUUCACAAAUAGUUUAAAACUUUACCACAAUCAAGGUGAUUGUGUCGAGAUGAGACCGUCCAGUGGAGAAUCAUAUGAGGUGGUUGAUAUUGUCAGCCGUUUAUCUGGUGUUACUCGAGGUUGUCAGACACAAGAAAUGACACUACGAAGAAAUGAUAUUGGACAACUUGGCUUUCACAUUCAAGCUGAAGGAAUUGUCACCGAAGUGGAACAUUAUGGUUUUGCAUGGGAAGCUGGAAUCAGAAAAGAAUAUUCCCUCUCUCUCUCCUCUCCGUUUCUCUCUCCUCUCCGUUUCUCUCCUCCCGUCUCCUCCUUUCUCUCUCUCUCUCUCCUCUCCGUUUCUCUCUCUCUCUCUCCUCUCCGUUUCUCUCUCCUCUCCGUUUCUCUCUCCUCUCCGUUUCUCUCUCCUCUCCGUUUCUCUCUCCUCUCCGUUUCUCUCUCUCUCUCCUCUCCGUUUCUCUCUCUCUCUCCUCUCCGUUUCUCUCUCUCUCUCCUCUCCGUUUCUCUCUCUCUCCGUUCUCUCUCUCUCCUCUCCCGUUCUCUCUCUCCUCCCGUUCUCUUCUCUCUCUCUCUCCUCUCCUCUCCUCUCUUCUCUCUCUCCUCUCUCUCUCUCUCCUCCGUUCUCUCCUCCCCUUCUCUCUCUCUCCCCUCCCCUCUCUCUCUCUCUCCUCUCCCCUCUCUCUCUCUCUCUCCUCUCCGUCUCUCUCUCUCUCUCUCUCUCCCUCUCUCUCCCUCCUCCCUCUCUCUCUCUCUCUCCCCCUCCCCUCUCUCUCUCUCUCCCCUCCCUCUCUCUCUCUCCCCUCCCCUCUCUCUCUCCCUCCCCUCUCUCUCUCUCCCUCCCCUCUCUCUCUCCUCCCCUCUCUCUCUCCUCCCUCUCCUCUCCUCUCCCUCCCUCUCUCUCUCUCUCCCUCCCCCUCUCUCCCCUCCCCCUCUCCUCUCCCCUCCCCCCUUCUCUCUCUCCCCCCCCCUCUCUCUCUCUCCUCUCCCUCCCCCCUUUUCUCUCUCCCCCCCUCCUCCCUCUUAA
Molecule: messenger RNA, 2598 nt
Organism: Acanthosepion pharaonis
Lineage: Eukaryota; Metazoa; Mollusca; Cephalopoda; Sepiida; Sepiidae
Source: the annotation of a GenBank genome assembly